AAAAAAACUGGGCACUUUAUUUUUUAUUCUGAAUUGUGAUUUUUUUUUGCAAUUUAUUCUUUUUGCUGUUAUUGUUUGCUAAUCAACUGAUUUAGAGAAGAUAGUCCAGAUUCAAAAUUCUACAGUUUCUCCAUAACCAAACACAAUUCCUUUGUGUUUAUCUGUGUGGUAUUGAAAAGGGAAGAUUGCAGAUUUAUUAUGGGCAAUAAUAAGAGGUUUGGAGUUCUGUUAGCGGCAGCAGACAGAGAUUAUGUGAAGAAAAUGUAUGGAGGAUAUUUCAGUCUGUUUGUUAAUAUGCUGGGUGAGGAGGGCGAGAGGUGGGAUAUGUUCAGGGCCUUUGACCGGCAGCUGCCAAAAAUGGAAGACCUUGACAAGUACGAUGGAUUCGUUGUGACCGGAAGCAAAAGUGACGCUCAUGGCAAUGCUCUCUGGAUUCUGGAACUCUGUCAAUUGUUAAGAUGUCUUUACCAAAUGCGCAUCAAAGUGUUGGGGAUAUGCUUUGGCCACCAGAUACUGUGUAGGGCUUUGGGAGGCAAAGUGAGUAGAUCCAGUGCUGGAUGGGAUGUUGGCACAACUAAAAUACAUUUCAAUUCUUCCAUUCGUACAAAAGAAUAUCUCAGUGGAAUGAAAAUCCCAACCACUCUUUACUUAAAUGAAUUCCAUCAAGAUAAGGUGACAGAGAUCCCUUGUGGAGCAGAUAUAAUUGCCUUUUCAAAUAAAACUGAGAUUGAAAUGUUUUCAAUGGAUGAUCACAUAUUUGGAAUUCAAGGUCAUCCAGAGUAUAGUGGUGACAUUUUAUUUAAUCUUAUGGACAACCUAUGCAAUGAAGGAAUCUUAACAGAGGAAAUUGUAAAGAAGGCAAAAUAUUCAGUAGAACAAUACAGCACAGUAUCUGAAAAAGAAAUUUGGCAACAAAUUUGUAAAAGAUUUCUUAAAUAUAAAGUUACAUAAUUUUUUCUUCAGACUAUUAAAUUUUUUAUGGCUCUGAUAAAAUGGCUAAAUCAUAAGUCUAAAGGUUUCCAGCCCGUCCAGGGUACUAUGUUAUGCUGGGUUCUCUGAGAA
This is a messenger RNA of Cryptomeria japonica (Japanese cedar), 1062 nucleotides long. RefSeq names its product gamma-glutamyl peptidase 3. The transcript is spliced from 4 exons. Lineage: Eukaryota; Viridiplantae; Streptophyta; Pinopsida; Cupressales; Cupressaceae. Bases 199 to 951 code for a protein of 250 amino acids. Gene Ontology annotation, cellular component: cytosol. The record is from RefSeq and is a predicted model, not a curated record.